GGGAGAGGGAGGGAAGGAAGGCAGGCAGCUUCCUCUCCUCCUACUCUUCUGAGGCAAGCCCUGCUCAUGGCGACGCUGGGCACAUCCGGGCAUUUCUCCCUUCGGCGGCGAUUGCCGCUGCCGCCGCUGUUGCUGCUUGCCUCUGCUGCUGCUGCUGCUUCUUCCCUGAGCCGCCUCCAUUAGCCUGCCUUCCCUCCUCCUCCGCCUUCUCCUUCUCCGCGGGGUCAUGUCCAACCCCGGGGCCCGGAGGAACGGGCCCGUCAAGCUGCGACUGACAGUUCUCUGCGCAAAAAAUUUGGUCAAAAAGGAUUUUUUCCGGCUUCCUGACCCAUUUGCUAAAGUGGUGGUUGACGGAUCUGGCCAGUGCCAUUCAACAGAUACUGUGAAGAAUACCCUUGAUCCAAAGUGGAAUCAGCAUUAUGACUUAUAUAUUGGGAAAUCAGACUCCAUAACAAUCAGCGUAUGGAACCACAAGAAAAUUCAUAAAAAGCAGGGUGCUGGUUUUUUGGGUUGUGUGAGACUGCUUUCCAAUGCUAUCAACCGCCUUAAAGACACUGGUUAUCAGAGGUUGGAUCUGUGCAAACUUGGGCCAAAUGACAAUGAUACUGUUAGAGGACAGAUAGUAGUAAGUCUUCAAUCUAGAGACAGGAUAGGCACAGGAGGGCAAGUUGUGGACUGCAGUAGACUAUUUGACAAUGAUUUACCUGAUGGUUGGGAAGAAAGAAGGACAGCUUCUGGAAGAAUUCAGUACUUAAAUCACAUUACACGAACAACACAGUGGGAACGACCAACACGGCCAGCCUCAGAAUAUUCCAGUCCUGGUCGACCCCUAAGUUGCUUUGUGGAUGAGAACACACCUGUCACAGGAAUCAAUGGUGCAACAUGUGGACAGACAUCUGAUCCAAGGCUAGCAGAGAGAAGAGUGAGAUCUCAGAGGCACAGGAACUACAUGAGCAGGACCCAUCUACAUACACCUCCAGAUUUACCUGAAGGAUAUGAGCAAAGGACAACUCAGCAAGGACAGGUGUAUUUCCUACAUACUCAGACUGGUGUAAGCACAUGGCAUGACCCCCGUGUACCUCGGGAUCUUAGCAACAUCAAUUGCGAAGAGCUUGGUCCUUUGCCUCCUGGAUGGGAGAUCCGAAAUACAGCAACAGGCAGAGUUUAUUUUGUUGACCAUAACAACAGAACAACGCAGUUUACGGAUCCACGGCUAUCAGCUAACUUGCACCUGGUUCUAAACCGUCAGAACCAACUUAAAGACCAACAGCAGCAGCACCAGCAGCAACAGGUAGUAUCAUUGUGCCAGCUUCCCGAUGAGGCCGAAUGUCUAACGGUACCAAGGUACAAGCGGGACUUAGUGCAAAAGCUUAAGAUUCUGAGGCAAGAGCUGUCUCAGCAGCAGCCCCAAGCUGGACACUGUCGCAUAGAAGUCUCCAGGGAAGAAAUCUUUGAGGAGUCUUACAGGCAAGUCAUGAAGAUGAGGCCUAAAGACCUAUGGAAGAGAUUAAUGAUAAAAUUUCGUGGGGAAGAAGGCCUCGAUUAUGGAGGAGUUGCCAGAGAAUGGCUCUAUUUGCUUUCCCAUGAAAUGCUGAAUCCAUAUUACGGCCUCUUCCAAUAUUCGCGUGACGAUAUCUAUACGCUUCAGAUAAAUCCAGAUUCGGCUGUUAACCCGGAACACUUGUCCUACUUUCACUUUGUGGGGCGGAUCAUGGGGAUGGCUGUGUUUCAUGGACAUUACAUUGACGGAGGCUUCACGUUGCCUUUUUAUAAGCAGUUGCUGGGAAAGCCAAUUACACUGGAUGACAUGGAAUUAGUUGACCCAGAUCUUCACAACAGCUUAGUAUGGAUACUUGAGAAUGAUAUUACAGGAGUCUUGGACCAUACGUUUUGUGUAGAACAUAAUGCUUAUGGUGAAAUUAUACAACAUGAACUUAAACCGAAUGGCAAAAGCAUUCCAGUCACAGAGGAUAAUAAAAAGGAAUAUGUCAGGCUUUAUGUAAACUGGCGAUUUUUACGAGGGAUUGAAGCUCAAUUUCUGGCUCUGCAGAAGGGAUUUAAUGAAGUAAUCCCACAACAUCUACUAAAGACGUUUGAUGAGAAAGAGCUAGAGCUCAUCAUUUGUGGCCUUGGGAAGAUAGACGUAAAUGACUGGAAGGCCAACACGAGGCUAAAGCACUGCACGCCGGAUAGCAAUAUUGUGAAAUGGUUCUGGAAAGCCGUGGAGCUCUUUGACGAAGAGAGGAGAGCCCGACUGCUGCAAUUUGUGACUGGGUCAUCCAGAGUGCCUCUGCAGGGCUUCAAGGCAUUGCAAGGUGCCACUGGCCCAAGAUUAUUUACAAUUCAUCAGAUUGAUGCUAGCACAAAUAACUUGCCAAAAGCUCAUACUUGCUUCAAUCGAAUAGACAUUCCUCCUUAUGAAAGCUACGAGAAGCUCUAUGAAAAGCUGCUAACCGCCAUUGAAGAAACUUGUGGGUUUGCUGUGGAAUGAACAUUUGCAGACUUACUUGGGAUUGUAUUUAUACACCACCAAGCAGAAAACCCUCCCUACAGCCAUGACACAGUCAAUGCUUGAAAUAUAGGAAACUUUCUUCCCCCCGUUUUUUUCUACUUUAGGACAAUAUGAGGGAAAAGGACAAUUUUUGGAAUUCGUCAUUCAACAAAAUGUCCUGUGGCUCCUGCCAAGGAAUCAUUCAGCUGCUAUUUUAAAAACUCAUAUCUUGAACAGAACAGAAUGCUGACUUCUUCUUCAUUUCAACAGUUAAGCAGUAUUCUUCUCUUUAAAAGACGACUACUAUUUUUGUAAAAAAAAAAGAAGCGAUCUGAUCUAUUUGCCUACCUGAUUUCUAUUCUUCCAGAUCCAAGAUACAGACGGUACAAGUCACGUUCCAGCCUAUUUACAUAAUUAUGUGAUGCUGAACAGCACCUAUAACCUGCUAUUUUUUUAAAUAAAAUAUUUUGAUUACUCUAAUUUUUUGCAUAAAUUGGCUAUACAAAUCAUAAACCUUUUAAAUUAAGGCCACUUAACAUAUAAACUGUGUUUUCUUAUAGUGGGUAAUUUUAUUCUGUGUUAUGAUGAUUUCAUCUUCAGUGUUCCUUCUCUUAAGAUUUUUUAUAUCUCUCAAGCUUGGAUGACAGGUUCACUUGCACUGCAUUUGGUACAGUAAUUUGUGGUAAAUGUGGAAAACCCUUUUUUUAAAAAAAAAGAAAAGAAAAAAAAAUAUAGGCAUUUAGCAUUUUUAAAUAACUUUUUUUGUAAAAAGAAAGUGAAUACUUGAGGUUUUUUUAAAAAAAAAUGCUUUCCAUUUUAAAUGGAAUUGCUGCAUUUUUUAAAACUCCUAAAUGUAUGUUGGUGAUCUCAGCAGUCUUCUUCCUGGCCAUCAAUUCAUCUUUCAAAAAUGCUCUAUGGAUGUCAUACCAACCAAAAGUCCUUUUGUUCGUCUGAAGUCCCUCUGUACUGCAUUGUGUUGAAUAAUCAUACCAGGUUAUAAAACAUCUGUUUUUCUAACUUUCUUGUCAUAUAUGGGGUUUGUUUUGGCUACAGUUAAGGGGAAAAUGGUGAUGCAAUGAACUCAGAGAAAUGCAGAAGCUUUGCUUUUCUGUGAUAUGCAAAAUAUAAUGUGAUGUGCUCUUGUUGGGACACAGAGUGGACAUGGCUAUUUUAAUGGAAGCUCUUAUUUGCAAAAUACUUAAAAUAUACAGGGCAUAUUCAUUAUAUACUCUUAAUGACUGCUAUGUGAGGAACUUUCUCUCAAGUCCCCAUGUAAUAGAUGUUGGACUUGUGCCUUAGGGAUACUUCACAUAUUAAGCUCUCUUUGUAAUUGUGUGUGCAUGUGUGUGGAUGCUGAAAACAAGCGUCACUUCUCUUGCACAAUUCGCUGCUGUGCUGGUGUACACUCAGGUUAAUGCGAAUAUUUUGCCAUAGUUUUAUGGAUCCCAUAUCCCAAUAUGGAGAAAGCAAUUGGAGCUGAUGUGUCUAACCUAAGGGCUGAAAUCUGGGCUCAUCAUACCCUUGAGCAAAUAUGCUGAAAUCAAUAGAACUUAGGUUGUCGAUGAUUUCUGUGAGUUUUCCAGGCUGUGUGACCAUAUUCCUGAAGCAUUAUGUCCUGACGUUUCACCCACAUCUAUAGCAGACAUCCUCACAAUCUCUGAGGAUGCCUGCCAUAGAUGUGAGCGAAAUGUCAGGAGAGAAUGCUUCUGGAACGUGGCCAAACAGCCUGGAAAACUCACAGCACCCAGAACUUAAGAUUGCUUGUAACGAACAUGCCCCAUUUAUUCAGUAGUUCUUCUAACAGGUAGGACUGAUUUUGGAUUUGGCCUGAUGGCUUUCUGAGCAAUGUUGGGAACUUUGAUAGCAUUCUCUUCCUCAUUUUUCCACUGAGAAGCAGGAAACAGAAAGCAUUGUUAGGCAGGCCAUAGCCACACAAUGUUAGUAGACCUCUAAAACCACCACUGCAGUCUCAGUGUUGAGAUAGGUUGGAAGCUAGUUUUUGGACACUUUAUCUGGCCUGAGACUUUAUCCUCAAUAACUGUCUAAUAUGUGGAAAAAGCAAGCAGGGCAAACAGUGUCUGACAGAGAGGCUCUUGCUUUUUCAGCUAGGACUCAGCUGUCGAUUCUGGAGACCUGAAAGUUGUGUGGCCCCUAACAAUUUCAUUGAAUCUGUGGCAGUAUUAGCUGUGAAGUGAAUCCUUUGAGACUCUUGCUUCUCUGUAGAGAGAUGUUUCUAUCCCAGUAUAUAUUCUUUCAACCACACACAUUGAACAACUGUAGCAAACCCAAUGGUGGGAGUAGGUGAUCUAUUUAUAUUGUGGAACGAUAGGAGUUAGCAGACUUGUCUCUUCUGUCCGUGGGCCGUAUCAGACGAAACUAAGGGUAGGGAAUGUGGAGGCUACACUUUCCCACUCCUAAAUAAUUUGGGAGAGGGAUUCUUUUGAUAAACUUAAAUGGUCACAAUACCCCUAGCUACUUUCAGUAUGUUUGAAUGGGCUUUCUUUAUUGUACGUUUGUUGUACAGGCUAAGUGGGAUCAAAAUAUUGAGCAAAAUAUUUCAGAUGUAAAAGUUGUUUUGGAAUUUUUUAAAAAACAGGUGUAAGAAGGUAUGACCCCAGCUUUGGGUAGUUGCCCCCCUUUGCUGAAAAGACAUUCAUGGUUGUAUAGAUCUCUGGCUGUUUUGGAGUGAAAACAUAGUCAUGAGAGAUCCUGCUAAGUUGCUAGACUGCCUGAUGUUUGAUGAUUCUUUCAAAGUAGCUCUGCGGUUAUCUGCUUCAACUGUUCCUUCAGGUACCCAGAAUACCAUUGCCUCAGUUCCUCCUUUCUUUACUUUCGAAUGAACCGGUGCAGUGCCGGUUUCCUUUCCUGCCAUUAACAUUCAGUGCAGGACAAGUGUGGGCAACUUGCAGCUUUCCAAAUGUUGGAACUUUCAUCAUCAAUAACCAUUGGUCAUCCUUGUUAGGACCGUAAACCAACAACAUCUGAAAAGCCACAACUUGUACAUUCCUGUGAAAUGCCUAAUGUAGAUUAUUAUUCUUCUGGUGUUCCCAAACAUGUUCUUCUGCACCUACCCAGCUAGUUGUGGGAUUUCUCAAGAAAGCAGGAUUUGUACAAAACCUAGCUUGCUAUGUACAUUUCCUUCAUUCAGCAGAAUUCUUACUUUAUUUAAGAUAACCUUACCCUUUCCAUUCUUUAAGGGUGUUGCCCCAGAUUACAGUCUUCAUGAAUGGCUUAGGCUUUGUUCAUACUACUGUAUUUCAAUAAUGGGAGACAGCUUAGUAACUCGAGAAGGAUAAAUGAGAAUUCAAAUACGGUGUUGACAGGCUUCAACAAAAGGGCUCAUUUCAAAUGGCUUGAGGAAGGCAAACUGACUCCAGUCCAAUAUCAAUAUUAGAGGUUCGGCAUCACCUCAUUGUGAACUUGCUUUAAUUUGUGUCCAGAGAUUCUUCUGUCUUUAUAGGGCUAGCUUUAUAAAUCAAAUACUAAGCAUUUCUGCAUAUUGCUUUGACUUACACUGAGCAGAGCGUUGCAAAUGAAAUAUCUGGUCUUUUGAGUGCCUUUGUAUCUGCGUUACUAUUAAGAGCUUUACAGCACACAAUCUAUUAGAAACAUCUCUGGACCCAUCAACUGUAGUGCGUUGAAACUUUGGCUUUUCACCUUAGAUUUAAAUGUGAAUAUUUAUUUCCAACAUGUCUUUUUUCCUACUUGGUUUCAUCAUUCAUUCUGAGUUUUGCAUUCAGUGGUUAAGAGACAUCGCCUCACAUUUCAUUACUUUCUUUCCAUUAAUGAAUGUGUUAAUGUGGAUAGUGAGUAUUUUGGUAGGGUUCUGUUAUGCAGUACUUAACUGCUUCAAAUUUAUUUUCUAGGUGUAAAGUUUUGUAAUGGUGCUUUGUACAGUAUGUAUUCUAUUUUUUUGCACAUAGCUUCAGUUUCCUUAAACUGAUUUUAUUUUUACCAAAUUUCUAUGUUGUACUAAAGUCCAGAGCACACAGUGAUUUUUUUGUCGUUUUUCUACAACACUACAUCUGUUAAACCUUUGGUGCAUUUAAACUGGCUGCAGUAAUGGAAGCAAGAGCUUUGCUCCUAUAUCGUACAUUUUAAUGUAGCAUGAGCCCAUUGCUUCAGACUUUAAACUACACCACACUUAACAGGUGCAAUUUGUACUUUAUACACUCUAUUUGUAGAUUUCCGUCUCUGCCAAAUUUUAAGAGCUUUGUCUAUAGCGAAAAUUAUUCCCAUCUUGGUAUGAUUUUUCCCUUUCACAGACUGACAGAUGUUUUUUAAGUUGCAUUUCUAUUGUAUUUAUUGCAGAGUGUUUUUAGUAUCAAUAUCUCUUGUAUCUUCACCAAGCUGUUACAUGAGCUUUAACAAUACAUCUGUAUAAAAUGUUUUUUUAAACUAUGUACCCAUGCAGAAGUCAAGCAAUAAAAUUUGUAUGCUGUUUGCACUGCCACAGCAUCAACCGUUUUAAAGAAA
Anolis carolinensis (green anole) is the source of this 6967-nucleotide messenger RNA. It is a transcript of the gene smurf2, whose product is annotated as SMAD specific E3 ubiquitin protein ligase 2. Gene Ontology annotation, cellular component: cytoplasm. The record is from RefSeq and is a predicted model, not a curated record. The transcript has 19 exons. Gene Ontology annotation, biological process: protein polyubiquitination; negative regulation of BMP signaling pathway; proteasome-mediated ubiquitin-dependent protein catabolic process. Lineage: Eukaryota; Metazoa; Chordata; Lepidosauria; Squamata; Anolidae. Bases 227 to 2491 code for a protein of 754 amino acids. Gene Ontology annotation, molecular function: ubiquitin protein ligase activity; protein binding.